Molecule: messenger RNA, 1031 nt
Organism: Ictalurus furcatus (blue catfish)
Lineage: Eukaryota; Metazoa; Chordata; Actinopteri; Siluriformes; Ictaluridae
Gene: rx2
Product: retinal homeobox gene 2
Exons: 3
Coding region: 30-1031 (333 amino acids)
Biological process (GO): positive regulation of transcription by RNA polymerase II
Molecular function (GO): DNA-binding transcription factor activity, RNA polymerase II-specific; RNA polymerase II cis-regulatory region sequence-specific DNA binding
Source: RefSeq, a predicted model, not a curated record
UUUCCCUGGACGUACACUCCUGCCCUCGAAUGCAUUUAUCUCUGGAUUCCAUAAACAUGGCGGAUGACGGCUACCUCUCGUCAGAAAACUACCACGACCUGGGUAAAGGAGGCGGAUCAGCGAUGGGCGGGCGCUUGCACAGCAUCGACGUGAUUCUGGGCUUCAGUAAGGAACAGGACCCUCUGCUCAACCCUGUGGGACCUGCUGGGGGCCAUAAAGGUGACGGAGAUGUCCUGGUGGAACAGGGGAAACAGGUGACCUCUGACCCUUAUGCUCACCUGCCCAGCAUGUCUGACAACUCCCAUCAGGCUGCCUAUCAUGGCUCUUUAGAAACAGGACUCUUCUCAAAUGAUAAAUGUGAAGGCGAGGUUGGGGAUCUUCACCAUCGUGGUGUGGAGAGUGACAGCAGGUCUCCCGAACCUCUAGAGGAUGACCAACCCAAGAAGAAACACCGUCGCAACCGGACCACCUUCACCACUUACCAACUGCACGAGCUAGAAAGAGCUUUUGAGAAAUCCCACUAUCCUGAUGUGUACAGUCGAGAAGAGCUGGCCAUGAAGGUCAAUCUCCCAGAAGUACGAGUGCAGGUCUGGUUCCAGAAUCGGCGUGCAAAAUGGCGGCGUCAGGAGAAGAUGGACACUGGUAGCAUGAAGCUCCAUGACUCACCUAUGCUGUCCUUCAACCGGUCUCCCAUGCCCUCCAAUGUAGGGCCGAUGAGCAAUUCCUUGCCCUUAGACUCCUGGUUAUCGUCACCCCUCUCCAGUGCCACUCCCAUGCAUAGCAUCCCGGGAUUCAUGGGUCCAUCCCAAAGCCUGCAACCCACCUACUCGAGCCACCCGGGCUUCCUUAACUCAACUCCAGGCAUAGUGCAGGGAAUGCAGCCCAUGCCUCCUCCACCGUACCAGUGUCCACCGGCCUUCAAUGACAAGUAUCCACUGGACGACAUGGACCGCAGCUCCAGCAUUGCAGCUCUGAGAAUGAAAGCCAAGGAACACAUUCAGUCCAUGGACAAAACCUGGCAGCCCAUGUGA